This is a messenger RNA of Vigna umbellata (rice bean), 3399 nucleotides long. Lineage: Eukaryota; Viridiplantae; Streptophyta; Magnoliopsida; Fabales; Fabaceae. The record is from RefSeq and is a predicted model, not a curated record.
AAUCCAUUCAUCAGCAAAGAUGACUUAUAAACACGGUCUUCCCUUCCCAUCUCAUCUCUGCCAUUCGUAUUUCAAACAACUAUGGCUGAAUCAUUUCUGUUCAGCAUAGCAGAGUCACUCAUAGAAAAGCUUGCUUCUCAUGCUUUUCAAGAAGCUUCUCGAUUGGUGGGUUUAUACCACGAUCUACGAGACCUUACAAAGACUCUCUCUUUAGUCAAGGCUGUUCUGUUAGAUGCUCAGCAAAAGCAAGAUCACAACCACCAACUCCGCGAAUGGCUCACUCAACUUAAAAUUGUCUUCUCCGAAGCUGAAGAUGUUUUGGAUGAAUUUGAGUGCCAAACACUGCGAAACAAAGUGGUCAAAGCUCAUGAUAGCACCAAAGACAAGGUAAGUCACUUCCUCUCAACCUCUAAUCCACUUGUUUUUCGUUGCAAGAUGGCACGACAAAUUAAACAUAUCAACAACAGACUAGACAAGGUUGCAGCGGAUAGGCAUAAGUUUAGUCUUCAAAUAAUUGAUGUUGACACACGUGUUGUUCAUCGGAGAGAUAUGACACACUCCCGUGUGAGUGAUUCAGAUGUGAUAGGAAGAAAACACGAUAAAGAAAAGAUAAUAGAACUUUUGAUGCAGCAGAAUCCUAAUGAUGAUGAUACAAUUCUAUCUGUUAUCCCAAUUGUGGGGAUUGGAGGCUUGGGAAAGACUACACUUGCAAAGUUUGUGUUCAAUGACAACAGGAUCCAGGAGUGCUUCCCAUGGAAGAUGUGGGUGUGUGUUUCUGAUGACUUUGACAUUAGGCAACUAGUUAUCAAAAUCAUCAAUUCUGCCAAUGAUGUAGAUGUUCCUCCUCACCAACAGAAUUUGAACAAGAUGGAUCUGGAGCAACUGCAAAACCAAUUGAAAAGAAAACUUUCCGGUAAAAAAUUUCUUCUUGUUUUGGAUGACGUAUGGAACGAAGACCGUGUUAAAUGGGUUGAGUUGAGGAAUUUAAUCCAAGUAAGUGGAGCAGGAAGUAAAGUUGUAGUGACCACACGUAGUCAUUCGAUUGCUUCCAUGAUGGGUACAGUUCCCUCUCACAUUUUAGAAGGUCUUUCCAAAGAAGAGUCAUUGUCUCUGUUUGUGAAGUGGGCAUUUAAAGAAGGAGAGGAGGAAAAACAUCCUCACUUAGUAAAUAUUGGCAGAGAAAUUGUGAAAAAAUGCAGAGGGGUUCCAUUGGCAGUGAGAACAUUAGGUAGUUUACUAUUCUCCAAAUUUGAGGACAGUGAAUGGGAAUAUGUGAGUGACAGUGAAAUCUGGAAUUUGCCUCAGAAAAAAGAUGACAUUUUACCUGCCCUUAAACUGAGUUAUGAUCUCUUGCCAUCCUAUUUGAGGCAAUGUUUUGCAUUGUUUUCCCUUUACCCAAAGGAUUAUUUAUUCAAUAGUUAUAAAAUGACUGCGCUUUGGGAGGCACAUGGGCUCAUUACACUACCAAAAACGAAUAAAACACUUGAAGAUGUGGCCAAUANUAGUCAUUCGAUUGCUUCCAUGAUGGGUACAGUUCCCUCUCACAUUUUAGAAGGUCUUUCCAAAGAAGAGUCAUUGUCUCUGUUUGUGAAGUGGGCAUUUAAAGAAGGAGAGGAAGAAAAACAUCCUCACUUAGUAAAUAUUGGCAGAGAAAUUGUGAAAAAAUGCAGAGGGGUUCCAUUGGCAGUGAGAACAUUAGGUAGUUUACUAUUCUCCAAAUUUGAGGACAGUGAAUGGGAAUAUGUGAGUGACAGUGAAAUCUGGAAUUUGCCUCAGAAAAAAGAUGACAUUUUACCUGCCCUUAAACUGAGUUAUGAUCUCUUGCCAUCCUAUUUGAGGCAAUGUUUUGCAUUGUUUUCCCUUUACCCAAAGGAUUAUUUAUUCAAUAGUUAUAAAAUGACUGCGCUUUGGGAGGCACAUGGGCUCAUUACACUACCAAAAACGAAUAAAACACUUGAAGAUGUGGCCAAUCAAUAUUUGCAUGAACUCCUGUCAAGAUCCUUUCUCCAAGAUUUUGAAAACUUCGGCACUUCUUACAUUUUUAGAAUACAUGAUUUGGUGCAUGAUCUCGCCCUAUUUGUUGCGACGGAUGAGUGUCUACACGUGCGUUUCAACAUUCAAAAUAUUCCAGAAAAUGUUCGGCAUCUGUCUUUUGCUGGAAACAGUUUGUUUGACAAUUUAGUCAUAAAAAAAUCAGCAGCUGUGAGAACCGUACUGUUUCCAAAUGGUGCAGUAGGUGCCAACGGAGAAGCUAUACUAAAUACGUGUCUGUCAAAGUUCAAAUGCUUGCGAGUUUUGGAUUUACGUGGUUUGACAUUAGAGACUUUGCCCCGUACCAUUGCUAAGAUGAAGCAUUUGAGAUAUUUGGACAUUAGCAAAAAUCUCAACAUUAAGAGACUCCCCGAUUCUAUUUGCAAGCUCCAAAGUUUGCAAGUGUUGAUAAUUAGGGGAUGCGUAGAGCUGGAAGUAUUGCCCAAAGGAUUAAGAAAAUUAAUCAGUCUCCGUUAUUUGUUUUUUAGCACAAAGCAAAUUGUUUUGCCUGUGAAUGAGAUCGCCAAAUUGGGGUCGCUUGAAUACUUGAGCAUUGAAUGGUGCCAUAAUGUGGAGUCCAUCUUUGGAGGGGUGAAAUUCCCUUCUCUUAAAACAUUAUGCGUUGGGGAUUGUCAAAGUCUAAAAUCAUUGUCUCUGGAUGGUCAAAACUUUCCUGAAUUAGAAACAUUGCUUGUUAAGAACUGCGGUAACUUGGACUUGGGACAGAGUAAGGGCCACCAUAAAGAAGAAAGCCCGAAGCUGAAGCUAAAACUUGUAUUAUUUUUCGGUUUAUCACAGAUGGUGGCCCUGCCUAAAUGGCUUCAGGAAGCUAGCAAAUCCUUGCAGCGCUUGUAUGUUUUAAAUUGUGACAAUAUUGAAAGACUUCCAUAUUGGUUAACAACUCUGACUGAUCUCAAAGCACUUGAUUUAAUAAAUUGUCCAAAUCUGGUAUCUCUGCCAGAUAACAUUCAUCACCUCACUGCACUUGAAAGUUUGAGAAUUAGAGGUUGUCCUAACUUACAUAAAAUAUAUGAACCAAUGUUGGAGGGUUUUGGCCCAAAAUAUCACACAUCAAAGACAUUGUGAUUCAUGAACCACAAGAACCUGAGAAGAACAAGAGAAAGAGCCAGACAUAGUCGGAAGCGCCUUAUUUUCUCUAUUUAUUAUUUUCUGUAUGUGUUUUUUAUAAUGUUGAUUUUCUUUGUGUGGUUUUCAGUUUUUCUCUCGUGAAAAUUAGUUGGAGCUAGUAGCUAAGGCAUUUCAAUUUAGAGAGACCUCCAUGAUAUAGUUGUGCAAUAGUUCUAUAUUUGCUCCUUUUAACUGCUUUGCAUUGUCUAUCAUUAAUAUUGACAUACUUCAGUAUUUCAU